Hyaloperonospora brassicae is the source of this 1563-nucleotide messenger RNA. NCBI's taxonomy places the organism in Eukaryota, Oomycota, Peronosporomycetes, Peronosporales, Peronosporaceae. The record is from the annotation of a GenBank genome assembly.
AUGUCGUCGACCCCAAUUACGGGUCGGCGCGAGUCCGAACCCAAGUUCUUCACGGCCUCCACGACGCCCAAAGCACUGGACAUUGCCGUGCCUGGCGGGUUCCGACGCCAUCACGUGCAGACGACGGCGGCCCGACCCGCCGUGUCGAAAGCUUUGCGGUCGCAGAUCAUCGCCCGCAUCAACAGCGUCUACGACCCGUUCAUUGGCAGCAUCUUGGGCCAAGACAACGACGAGUUCGACGAGCUGAACGUCGAGGACCGCGUGCAGAGUCUGCUGCUGACGCCGCCGUCGACGCGAGGCCCAGUGAGGCGCACGUUUCUCCCCGAAUCCGGCACAGUUCAAACAGAGAGCACAGCGCUGUUACCGACGGGGCCAACUGCGCUAUCGACGUCCAACGAUGCCGACAAGACAACGACACUGUGGCACGCGCUGCUCACACUGCUCAAGUCGUUCGUUGGCACUGGCAUUCUCUUCCUUCCCGACGGGUUCCGCAGCGGCGGUAUCCUCUUCUCGCCACUCUGUCUGACGGUCGUCGCGGCGCUGACGCUGCACGCGAUGCUGCGCUUACUUCAGUGCCGAGAACUGGUUGGCGGGACGUACGGUCAAGUGGGAUUCCGCGCCUACGGAGCGUGGGGACGUCGCAUGGUGCAGGUCUCGAUUAUCCUGAUGCAGGUGGGCUUCUGCUGCACGUACGUCAUCUUUGUGGCCCAAAACUUGGCCGAAGUAUUGGGCUUUUGUGGCGUCCGAGUCGACGCGUCGGUGCUCAUUCUGCUGCAGAUUGCAGUGUACAUUCCGCUGUCGUGGAUCCGGUACAUCAGCUACUUCUCCAUCAGCAAUCUCAUCGCGGACGUGCUGAUCCUCUAUGGACUCAUUUUCAUUCUCGGCAACAGCUUUUGGCUGCUGGCGACGCAAGGCCCGGCGCAAGAUGUGGUGCUGUUCAACCAGCAGGACUAUGCCAUCUUCAUUGGCACGUCGAUCUUCACGUUUGAAGGCAUCGGUCUGGUGCUCCCGACACAGAAUUCCCUCACCAAAGCGCGCCAAAAGCGCUACCCGACGCUGCUCACCUGGACAGUCGUCGGUCUGCUCUUCUUCUACUCGCUGUUUGCUGGCGUGAACUACAUCACGUUUGGCAGUAGCAUUGCGCCGAUGGUCACCUCCAGUCUGCCACGCAACGGAUGGUCGAGUUCCGUGCAAUUCGGCUACGCGUUCGCCCAGCUCCUGUCGUAUCCGUUGUUCCUCUUCCCCGCGGUGAAAAUCAUGGAGGAAAUGCUGGGGUUCCCGAGACGCGCGUCCGGCCAGAAAGUCGCCAAGAACUGUCUUCGUGCCGUGGCUGUGCUCGCUUGUGUCUGCGUCGCGUACUUUGGCCAAAAGCGUCUCGACCUCUUCGUCUCGAUCGUCGGUGCUUUUUGCUGUGUUCCGCUGAGUUUGAUCUACCCGCCGUUGUUUCACUUGAAGCUGAACCCCAACGUGUCGUGGCUGGAUCGACUCGUCGACACGUUUGUGAUCGUUGUGGGAGUGCUGACCUUCUUCUACGUCACGUACGCGAACCUCCAGUCAUGGUGA